UUAAUAAAUCCAACGGUUGAGAGUUUUUGAAGAACGGUAGCUGAUCUCAGCAAAGUUAGUCUUGAAAGUUGGUUUCUUUUUAUUUAUUCAUGCAGAGCAUCUGGUAUUCUUAUUCACCUUUUUCUCUCUUUUCUUGUUUCAUCAAACUGGUCAAUAUGGGAGUAAAAGCCUUUCUUGUUGCCUUUUUUCUCUCAACGCUGUUAUUACCUCUGGUCUUCUCUACAUCAAAUGAUGGCUUGGUUAGAAUUGGUUUGAAAAAGAUCAAAUAUGAUCAAAACAACCGGCUUGCUGCUCGCUUAGAAUCCAAGGAGGCGGAGGUUUUGCGGGCCUCUAUUAGGAAGUACAACUUCCGUGGUGAUCUUGGGGUAUCUGAGGAUACAGAUAUUGUAGCACUAAAGAACUAUAUGGAUGCUCAGUACUUUGGAGAGAUUGGUGUAGGCACUCCCCCUCAGAAGUUCACUGUGAUCUUUGAUACCGGUAGCUCUAAUUUGUGGGUGCCUUCAGCAAAGUGUUACUUCUCAGUCCCCUGCCUUUUCCAUUCCAAGUAUAAGUCCAGCCAAUCAAGCACUUAUAAGAAAAAUGGGACAUCUGCUGCAAUUCAUUAUGGCACUGGAGCAAUAUCUGGAUUCUUCAGUCAAGAUAACGUCAAAGUUGGUGACCUUGUUGUGAAAAAUCAGGAGUUCAUUGAGGCAACCAGGGAACCCAGUGUGACAUUUUUGGUAGCCAAGUUUGAUGGUAUAUUGGGUCUUGGAUUCCGUGAGAUUUCUGUUGGAAAAGCUGUUCCAGUAUGGUACAACAUGGUCAAACAGGGUCUUGUCAAGGAGCCUGUCUUCUCAUUUUGGCUCAAUCGAAACAAAGAGGAAGAGAAAGGCGGUGAAAUUGUGUUUGGUGGGGUUGAUCCUAAGCACUUUAGGGGAAAACACACUUAUGUCCCAGUCACACAGAAGGGUUAUUGGCAGUUUGAUAUGGGUGAUGUUCUGAUCGAUGGACAAGCUACAGGUUACUGUGACGGUGGAUGUUCUGCAAUUGCGGAUUCGGGAACUUCUCUCUUGGCUGGUCCAACGACUGUAAUCACUAUGAUUAAUCAUGCCAUUGGGGCUUCUGGAGUUGUUAGCCAACAAUGCAAAACUGUUGUUCAACAGUAUGGCCAAACAAUAAUGGAUAUGCUUUUAACAGAGGCGAACCCAAAGAAGAUCUGUUCACAGGUUGGGUUGUGCACCUUUGAUGGAACUCGAGGUGUAAGCAUGGGCAUUGAAAGUGUUGUAGACGAGAAAGCUGGCAAAUCGGCAGGACUGCACGAUGCUAUGUGCUCUGCUUGUGAAAUGGCAGUUGUAUGGAUGCAGAACCAACUUAGACAGAACCAGACUCAGGAUCGCAUUUUGAACUAUGUGAAUGAGCUGUGUGAGCGACUUCCAAGCCCAAUGGGACAAUCAGCUGUUGAUUGUGGAAAGCUUUCUGGUAUGCCUAGUGUUUCCUUCACAAUAGGUGGCAAAAAGUUUGACCUCGCACCUGAGGAGUACAUACUCAAAGUGGGCGAGGGUCGCGCUGCACAAUGUAUUAGUGGCUUCAUUGCUUUGGACAUUCCUCCACCCCGUGGACCACUUUGGAUCUUGGGGGAUGUCUUCAUGGGUCGAUAUCACACAGUCUUUGAUUCUGGAAAACUUAGAGUUGGAUUCGCUGAAGCAGCUUAAUGAAACCCAAAAAAUGCAAGCCCCUACCAAAUGUUGUUGUGUAGUGACUUGCCCUUAGUAUAAGUCUUUAUGAACAAAUGGGAUUGUAAAAGUUUGGACGCAAGAGGAAAACUUUGUAAAUUUUGGGUUUUCUCGUUUGACUCUAGAUAGGUAGUACUGUUUGUGUUGGUUUAUAUGCUUGUCCUUGUUUUUCUUGUGUAAUAUCUAUCAUGGCGUAAUACAGGUGAUUUUGUUGUCGUGCAUCA
Molecule: messenger RNA, 1936 nt
Organism: Solanum pennellii
Lineage: Eukaryota; Viridiplantae; Streptophyta; Magnoliopsida; Solanales; Solanaceae
Product: aspartic proteinase
Exons: 14
Coding region: 90-1691 (533 amino acids)
Biological process (GO): proteolysis; lipid metabolic process
Molecular function (GO): aspartic-type endopeptidase activity
Source: RefSeq, a predicted model, not a curated record